AUGGAUGCGCUCAUGAGCACCGACCCCGGAGGCCCGGACUACGCUCUCCUCCUCCGAGAGACGCAGGAGGACAACAGGGUCCUCUUCCUCGCAGUCGCGGCCUAUCUCGUGUCAGUAGACGUCACUAGCUCUGUCAUCCAGCUCGUCUCCCUCUUCGCCACCGUCACGACAUACUCCGGUGACGGUGAGGUGCACACCUUUGGCGCGCUCCUCGGCAGAGCCAAGCAGCAGCUGAAGGGGGCCGUGCUGACGGUCGCCUUCGUCUGCAUGCUCAAGACCGCCGCCGUCGCGCUGCUGUUUGCCUCGUCCGCCCUCGUGGCCUUCCUCGCGUUCAGGCGGUACCGCGGGCUGUUUCUCGCCGGGUGCCUGGUCCUCCUCGCCGCCUUCGUCUUCUACAUCUUCCUGUCCUUCUUCUGCUCGCUCGCCGUCGUCGUGGCCGUGGAUGAAUCUGCAGCUAGGCGCUGCCAUGGCUCCGGCGCGGUCGUGCGGGCGUGGCAGCUGGUGAAGGGCAGGCGGAGGCGUGCCAUGCUCUUUGUUUCCGUGAUGAGUGGGCUCGCCGCUGUGUUCAGGCCGAUUUACUGGCAGGCCAAGAUAUGCGCCCAUAGCAACAUGGCGUCGGGGGCUCUGCUCCUGGGAGUCUUGUACACCGUCCUGAUGGCCGCCGUUGAGUUGUUCCAAAACUGCGCGUUGACCGCGUUCUACUACGAGUGCAAGGGUAGAUCAGCUCAGGAAUCAGAGACGGAGUAUGUCAAGGGUGCGUGA
Messenger RNA from Miscanthus lutarioriparius, 762 nucleotides. The record is from the annotation of a GenBank genome assembly. NCBI's taxonomy places the organism in Eukaryota, Viridiplantae, Streptophyta, Magnoliopsida, Poales, Poaceae.